This is a messenger RNA of Glycine soja, 1511 nucleotides long. Its product is annotated as bidirectional sugar transporter SWEET17-like. The coding region runs from base 129 to 863 and encodes 244 amino acids. Lineage: Eukaryota; Viridiplantae; Streptophyta; Magnoliopsida; Fabales; Fabaceae. Gene Ontology annotation, cellular component: membrane. The record is from RefSeq and is a predicted model, not a curated record. The transcript is spliced from 6 exons. Gene Ontology annotation, molecular function: sugar transmembrane transporter activity. Gene Ontology annotation, biological process: carbohydrate transport.
ACAACAAAGUGUUUCCCCUCUUUCUCACCCAUCUCUCUCUUAGCUUGCUCCAUAAAUAUGCGCUAGAAAGGGAAUUUGAAACCACCCCAUUUUGGAAAAUAACCUUAUUUCUUGGUCUGCAAAACAUCAUGGCAGAAGCGAGUUUCUUUGUUGGAGUCAUAGGUAACAUCAUCUCAAUUCUCAUGUUUCUUUCUCCUGUACCUACGUUUUGGAAAAUAAAGAAGCACGGAUCCACCGAAGAUUUCUCAAGCCUUCCUUAUAUUUGCACAUUGCUUAAUUGCUCCCUCUGGACUUACUAUGGAAUCAUAAAAGCUGGAGAGUACCUCGUGGCCACUGUUAAUGGCUUUGGCAUUCUCAUGGAGACAAUCUACAUUAUUCUAUUUCUCAUAUAUGCACCAAAAGGGAUAAGGGGUAGGACUGCUAUUUUGGCUUUGAUUUUGGAUGUGGUAAUCUUGACGGCGAUAUUAAUUAUUACUCAAUUAGCAUUAGAAGGAGAGACUCGUAGUGGUGCUGUUGGUGUUAUGGGAGCAGGCUUAAACAUUGUUAUGUAUUCCUCACCUCUGUCGGUCAUGAAAACAGUGGUGACUACAAAAAGCGUGGAGUAUAUGCCAUUCUUGCUUUCUUUUUUCUUCUUUUUCAACGGUGCCGUUUGGUUGUUGUAUGCUGUUCUCGUUCGUGAUGUUAUCCUCGGGGUGCCAAACGGUACUGGAUUUUUACUGGGAGCGAUGCAAUUAGUGCUAUACGCGAUCUACAGAAAUGGGAAGCGUGUUUCAAAUAACAGAUUGGAAGAAGGAUUACAACAUGAGCCUCUCAUCUCAGAGCCAAAUAAUGAGUCACAUCAGAGUGAAGACAGGCCCAUCUAGUUUGUCCUCAAGUUUUAAAGCUAUAUAUGCAUGCUAGCUCGACCAUUGUUAUUUGAUAUUUUCAAUAUAAAAAGAGAUAAGUUAAAUGUUCAAUUGAUUAGUUUAUUCGAUUAAAGUAUGUUUUUACCGAUCAAGUGCAUGAAUUAAUUAAUGUGAAAUUAUUUCAAUUAAAUCAAAAAUUUCGAGUUUAAAUUUUAGUAUUUAGUUGCACUGAAUAUCUUAAGUAAUUCAAGCAUGUUUGUUUCUUGUAAAAGAUACUAUACAAAUAUUAAAGUAUGUUUCAAAUAUCCAUGAUAAUAAUGUUAUUGCUUUUCGAAUCUGUCAAAAAUAUGGACAUCUACUGUACUCUACAUGAUAUGCCCUUGUUCCUCAGAGGCACCUAUAGUAAUUUAUUGAAUGGAAUGAAGAAUAUGAAUUAGAUUAAAUAUAGCAGUACAGCAUCAUAUCAUACAAGUUUAUAACGAGAUCAUGGAAGCACAAGCACCUGUGUAUUAAUUGUUCAAACAGAGAAGCAAGAACAUUCGAGUAGAUAGCUCCCUGUUAUAGAAUAUAGACAUGUUCUUUCAAUUUUUAUUCACUCAUUGGUCUUGUCAAAUGUAAAACAUAUUUCAGAUAAUUUUUCAAGGAGCUUUUUAUACUUCUUGGUAA